This is a messenger RNA of Bursaphelenchus okinawaensis, 1467 nucleotides long. The record is from the annotation of a GenBank genome assembly. Lineage: Eukaryota; Metazoa; Nematoda; Chromadorea; Rhabditida; Aphelenchoididae.
AUGAAGUCGCUUGUGUUUGCUCUCCUUCUCUUGAAUCUCUUCACGGAGGCUGAAAGUAGGUGUCGGUUAUCAGUCACAUUACUUUACAGAUUUGUCGGCCUCGGUCGAUAUCCAUAAGGCUGGUGACAAAGAGCCUGGAGAGAAGAUCGGGACUCUCGAACUGACUCAAGAUGGCGACAAGUUGAAGGUAACAGCGCUUGUUUACUGAAUUUUGAUUGAUUUUGUUGUUCUUUGGUUCUUUUUACAGGAAAUUUUUGUUUUUUAAAGUUGAUUUUAAACUGAUUUUUGGAAAUUUUUUUACUAACUUUUAAUUUUAACUGAUUUGGAAUGAUCAUAUCAGACGUUUUUUAAAAACUUAAAAGUCGGUAACAUUUAAAUAUACUUUUAGAUCACUGGAAAGCUGACUGGAUUACCUCAAGGCAAACAUGGCUUCCACGUGCAUGAGAAGUCGGACCUUACUAACAAGUGCUUGAACACUGGAGGCCAUUUCAAUCCCUUCAAAAAGAACCAUGGAGCUCCAACUGACACUGAGCGACAUGUCGGUGACUUUGGCAAUCUUGAUGUUGGAGUAGGUUUAAUCUUACGAGUUAAAACAUUAUUUUUAUUUUUCUUAAACUUGUUGGAUUGUUUCGGUUAUUUUUAUUAUUAUUAUUAAUUGCACUAUAUUCCACUAUGUAGUCGUUAAAACGUUUUGAAUCACACCGUAAAAAACCUUUGAAAGCUUUGAAAUUAGUUGCAAAGUACAUUAAACGUCACAAUCAUCGGAUUAUGAAUAAUAUAGCAUCAAGGUCAAGUUCAAAUUUAAUGUACUGUUUUUUAAAUUGCAAAUUUUUAGUUUUUUUAUUGCGUUUUACGAAAUUUUUAGUUUAAUUUUUGAUAUUUUAAAAAUAACGUCAACUUUUCGGGUUUUACAAAAAAUUUGUACACAUUUUUCAAAUUUUAUUGACCUUUUACACAAUUUUUUAAUAAUUUAGGUAGAUUUUACUUUAUUUUUAACUCCUAGAGAACCGUACCAGAUGUAAAUCGACUUUCCACUUGGGGCGCUUCCUUAGUUAAAAGUAAUUUUAAAGUUCAAAAAGCAAAUUCUUAUCAAUAAUUUUACUUCACCGACCAAUAAUGUCAAUUUAAGGCCGAUGGCACAGUAACCCUCAACUUCGAAGACCACUUGGCUAGCCUUCAGGGCGAGACUAACGUUCUCAACCAUGCCGUAGUCAUCCACGAGAAGGCUGACGACCUCGGCAAAGGUGGAGAUGAAGGCAGUUUGAAGACUGGAAACGCUGGAGCUCGAAUUGCCUGCGGCCUUAUCGGUAGAAAAUGAAAUUUCCGAAACCGCUUGCUUCUCUUUCUGUCGCUCUUUCCCUGCACUUUUGCAUUUGAAACUUUGAAACGUUUUUAGCUUCUGGAACUGGAAGUGUUAUCGUAUCCCUCGGACUGAUUGGCCUCUUCUUAACAAUGUACAAACUCUGA